Dichomitus squalens LYAD-421 SS1 is the source of this 768-nucleotide messenger RNA. Its product is annotated as HET-domain-containing protein. The record is from RefSeq and is a predicted model, not a curated record. Lineage: Eukaryota; Fungi; Basidiomycota; Agaricomycetes; Polyporales; Polyporaceae. The transcript is spliced from 2 exons. The annotation marks the transcript as partial.
AUGAAGAUAAGGCUACUCGAUACGAGGACAGGCCACUUUGUGGAGAAGGACCCUAAGCACACCGAAUACGCCAUCCUAUCGCAUAGGUGGAACGAUGUUGAACAGUCGCACCAGGGACUCCGAGGCAUCCAGAGGUCUUAUGAUGCACGAGGUCGGCUAUACUUCUCGAGACUCCCCGUCUCUAUCCGAGAAGCAUGCAGGGUGGCGCGCGAGGCCGGGUACCGAUAUCUCUGGAUCGACUCUUGUUGCAUCGACAAGACGAGCAGCUCCGAGUUGACGGAGUCGAUCAACUCGAUGUUCCUGUGGUAUAGCCUUGCGAAGAUGUGCUACGCGUACCUCGCUGAUGUUCCAUCCAACAAAGACCCCCGUAAGGACAAAUCCGCGUUCUGCUCGAGCCAAUGGCACAAGCGCGGGUGGACGCUCCAGGAGCUCAUUGCCCCUUCCGGCGUGAAGUUCCUCGCAGAUGACUGGACGGAAAUUGGCACGAAGUUCACGCUCUUUGACCUCAUCGAGGAGAUCACGGGUAUCCCUCGUCAGGCUCUGUUGCACGUGAAGUCACUCGACGAGUUCAGCGUGGCCCAGCGCCUCUCGUGGGCAGCGCGGCGGCAGACGACGCGGGAGGAGGACCGAGCGUACUCACUGCUGGGAAUCUUCAACAUCAACAUGCCCACGCUCUAUGGCGAGGGAUCUCGGGCAUUCCGGCGGCUGCAGGAGGAGAUUGUGCGGCACGUUCCCGACCUGAGUCUCUUUGCGUGGAACCGGCAUAUC